UCACCCAGACAGUCUGAUACAGUUCUGCCUCACAACUUGAGCCUGAUACAGUGGUGGUGUCUAACGUGUAAGGAACUUCCUUAGGGGACCUGAAUUUUUCUGUUCCUGGGCAAUGGAGUUAGGGAAAUACAAGAAAGAAAUCUUAACAGGAGAAACUUUAUGGAAGGAGAAACUGAAGCAGCCCACGCAAAAUGGAGAACCAACUGAGACGGCAGCUGUGAAAGAAAGUUCUUCUCUAAGGUUAUUUUCCAGGGAGCAGGUUCCCUCUGAAUCUGGAGUCCUGAGGUUCACAUUUGUUCCCUCAUUUGGAAGACUGCCAAAUAAGUUUCAUGCUGUAGAUGCCACAUCAUUUCUUGUGAGAGUUUCAGAGGAUCCUUUGGAGAAGAACAAUCAAGAAACUAGAAACAUGAGUGAAGUAGUUGCUGAAGGCCAGGCCAUAGAAAGUGGACCUAAGAGAAACAGUGAAGCCUCUGGAUGUACAAAGAAUAUUCACAAACAUUUACAACCACAAGAGUGUAAUGCAAGAAAAGGGAAAAUGGACAACGAUCUUUUCCAAGCUGAUUUUGUCUUUGUUAUGGACUCAGAUGAAGAGAAAGCAACAAUGGCAGGCAAUGGCUACAGAUAUGCAAGAUCCCAUAUUUUAGACACAUCCCAUGCAUCUACAAGUAGUGAGUCAAGAGGGAAUGAAUCGAAACCACCACAUACUGAGCUUCCACACAGUUCUUCCAGUCAACAGAAACAUUGCCAGUUAACUUCUCCUCUGUCUACGUCUGGUCAUCUUUCCCAUAAAUCACCUGUUACCCAUUCACUUUCUCCAACUAACCUAAAAGUUGAACCUGAUCUGGCUCUUACUCUUCACCAAGGCUCUUCUGUACAAGAAUCCCAAAGCCAGUGGCAGUCUGCAAAUGGAUCCACCACACAUCAGUCCUCUACCUACUUACAGUCUACUGCUUCUUACAGUGUCCCUUUUUCCAUACUGAAAAGACCCACUUUCUCAUUUAACAGCCUUUCAGACAGUGUUCAGUCACCCCGUAACAUCCAAGCUAGCAAUCUUCACAAAAUGUCUGAAUCCACCAAGUCCCCUCUACCAAGCAAGGAUCUGCCUCCCUCUUCACAGAUUUCCAGUUCCUCAGAGACUCUUCAAAGCUCAUCCCCUCACACCCUGUCUCCUCCUCCUCCCAAGAGGUUUAAUACAUUGGCUUCAGUUCCGUUCUACAUCACGACACACCUGUUAUCACCUAGUCCGAAGUGUCUUUCUCCCCCCUGUCAUGGUUCCUCCUCAACCAUAUGUAGUGUAAACGAUCCCUGCAGCCAAAUACCUUCCAAGGGAAAGUCUGGAAUUAGAUCCCCUCUACCAACAAGGCUCUCUCUUUUGACUGCUGUUUUAAAGUCAGGAUCUUCUCCAAAGAGAUCCUUUUCUCCUGUAUCUUGUCCUGCCACAUUUUCUCCCAAUUCCCUAGGCUCUUCGACCCUCACAAUAGACCAAAAGUUUAAAACAAUGCCUCCAACUCCCAAGAAAGUGCCUUCAGAUUAUUCUGUGAGGUCUGAUUCGCCAGGCCAAGAUGAAUAUCACCUUUCAGUGUUUCCAAAUGUACCCAAUCACAUGGCCUUGUCCUCAAAGUCCAGUCCUAGAGCCAGAUCUGUGUCCCCUAAAAGUUAUCUUGAUGCUGGAAAAUCUUCUCCUGACAAAUUACAUCCUUUGUCACCCACCAUUUCCACCUACCGAAAAGCAGUUGUCUCUCCACUAUUGCAUCCAAUGAUGCUGAAUUCUUCUUUACCGCCUCAUGUCCCAAGAAACACUUCUCAAAUUACUUCAAAGAGGGCAUGUUCUCCUGCUCACAGAUAUCGAGGCCCUGAGAAGUCUAAGAAGGUUCAUACUUACUCUCCCACUUUCACCGCCAAGUCUUAUCCAGUAUCUACCCCUACUAGCAACCAACGGGACAUGUUUUCACCCACUUCAGAAAAAUACUCCCCCCUCUCUCCACACUUUUUGCAGUCUACUUGUAAAUCAAAAGCAUAUAUGCCACAAGUCUCUGCUAAGGAUCUAAAUGGUCAUUCACCAGUUCCUUUAUGGUAUUGGCCUUUUUCUCAUAAAGGUUCUACCUCACCUACUUCUUCAGACUAUAGUGUUAGCCCCCGUUCAAUACAGAUUAAUUCCUCCUCCAUUCAUGCAAGCUACAGAGCUUGCCCCCAAUCUUCAAGACCUAGGACCCCAUUAAUGCAACCUAGAUCUCCUACCAGGGUCCGUUCACCAUGUUCACUGCUGUCAAGAUCCAGGGAAUCGACUUCACCCCUGCCUUCUGACUUUAAGGCCCCCCAGCCGCACAAGAUCAAGGCAAGCUACAAGGUCUUUGCAGCAAUCCCAACUAACACAUUGCUUCUGGAGCAGAAGGCACUUAAUGAACCAGAAGGUGAAGAAAGCACUUUGGACACACAUUCAGAGAUCUGUUCCCCUGCCCAGCUGAGACAACAAACUGAAGAGCUGUGUGCUGCAAUUGAUGAAGUCUUACAGGACCCACUGGCUACGCAUCAACAUGAUUCUUCCCCAAGGUCCUUGCAGAACCUGUUGGCUUUAGAUGCAGGCAAGACAUCUACAGCUUUACAGAGACCAGCGGGACGAGAAACAAGAUUUGCUAACCUCAAUUUACGGACGCCCACAGAGAAUGACAGUAAAAAGACAAGACCUGGCGUCAUCCGCCCAUCAACUGUGAAAGCAAAAAUAAUAUAUAAAAAAGAGGAUCCUAUCCAACCAAACCCAUUCAAAAAGUACCUGGAAGAAACCACAGAAUCCCAAACUGAACAGCUUUACUCUGCUCGAGUACAAAGCAAGGCAGACCUGCUACCCCACCAAGAAAACAAAGAUCAAAGCAGAGGAAAUUUUGCAGACAAUGCACUCCCUCACUGCGGGAUUUCUUCUCUACUCAGAGGAGAACCAGGAGAUUAUCCUGCCAAACCCAACUAAGAUUCACCUUAUGAUGCCAGUUGUGGAGAAUGCUUACCAGUCAGCACAAUGCUGGCAUGAAAUCCAAUGCAAAAAUGAACCAAAGUGUUGUGAUUGCUGCCUUUCUCUUAAUUGCAAUGUAUUGGUAGUACACGGCACUGUUUUGAAAUGGCAGCCAGAAAGCAUGGCAGCACAAGAGUCUCACAAAUUGAAAAGAUCCAGGGAAAGGUCCCUGGUCCCAUCUCCCAAAAUGUGUGAUAAACUUCUAAUGUAUUUCGCAAAGUAAAACAGCUGCUUGUUAGAGAAAGCCAGUUCUAUUUUGAAAACAAAUAAAGUUGAAAUAUAAUGUAGAGCACUUCUUGUGAAUGAUUAUGUGGAAUCAGUCUGCAUAAAAUUUCCUGUUCCAUUUGAAGACUGCAGCAACAUUUGUGGCAAAUUGGGUCCUAAAAAUGCUAUUGAUACUACUGGUGUUUUUAGAUUAUGCCUACUGAAUCCCAGUUUACAAGCAUUUUCAGACAGAUUAUUGGCAGUAGAGAUAUCUUAGUUGUACUGUUAAUCUGUACAUUACAUGUUUAUGCUGCUCCUUAUCCAAUUUAUGAUUUUUUAUUCCCAGUUCUAUCCUCAGUAGGUUGAGUGAGAAUGACUGGCCCAAGGUAACAUUUGAUUUCAAGAGAGGGAAAUUCACAAAAAUGAGGGAGAUAGCAAAAAGGAAGGUGAAACAGAAACAUAAGAGAGUCAAAUCCCUGGAGGGUACUUGGAAAGUAUUCAAAACCACAUUAAUUUAAGCCCAGACAGAACGCAUUCCAAGUAUAAAAGAAGGCCUGCAUAGCUAACAACACAAGUUAAGGAAGCUAUAAAAAGUAAAGAGGCUUCUUUUAAAAUUGGAAGAUCUGUUCCAAUGAAUUGAACAGGAGAGACUACCAGCUACAGCAAAAUAAAUAUAAGUCAAUAGUUAGGCAUACAAAAAGGGAAUUAGAAAAGCAGGUUGCUAAAAGCAUCAAGACAAAUAAUAUUUAAAUAUAUCUGAAGCAGGAGAGCAACCAGAGAAACAGUUGGGCCCUUAAGGGAUUGUUAAGGGGAGAUGGCAGAGAUGCUUCUGUGUUCACUGUGGAAAGUGUGGGGCACAUACUCAUACCACAGCCCCUAUUUUCAGAAAGGGAGUCUGAAGAACUGAGUCAAACUGAGGUCACCAGAGAUGAGCUUCUAGGCCUAUUGGGGAAAUUGAAAACCGGUAAGUCUCUAGGUCCUGAUGGCAUAUACCCAGGAGUUCUUAGGGAACUCAAAUGUGAGAUAGGUUACAUAUAUGG
Molecule: messenger RNA, 4248 nt
Organism: Gekko japonicus
Lineage: Eukaryota; Metazoa; Chordata; Lepidosauria; Squamata; Gekkonidae
Gene: MLIP
Product: muscular LMNA-interacting protein
Exons: 14
Coding region: 113-2962 (949 amino acids)
Biological process (GO): negative regulation of transcription by RNA polymerase II
Cellular component (GO): sarcolemma; nuclear envelope; PML body
Molecular function (GO): transcription corepressor activity; lamin binding
Source: RefSeq, a predicted model, not a curated record